AUGCCCAGAAAAGUACAAACGUGGGACGAUUACGACUCCGCUGUCGACCAGGUACGAACGCCGUCGUCGUUGAGCAACACCAUCCAUAGCUGGCAUUAUCCUCACACCAUCCGACUCCGACUUUAUCGAUCAACUGAUUCCAGUCCUCAAAGAUGCGACAGCAAGCGGUCGAACAGCAACGCUCGUCCAGAGCUUUCCCAGUAUGCAGAGGAGCGGGAGGGCGACAUUGAACGGAUCGGCUUGACGCAACACGAAGAGUUCCUUGGCUCCGUCAGCCAACUACAAACAAUACGAGAGGAGACCGUAGCUUUGACUGCCGAAAUUCUCGACCUAAACCAGUCGAUCCAAGCGAGUACCGAAAAGUUAGCGGAGCAGAAACAGGCAUUGGUCGAUACACGCCGCGUCCGCCAGAACAUCACCGACGUCUCCGAUGCGCUCAGGGAAUCACUCAAGAUCAUGCAUGCUGUCAACAAUGCCCAUGACCUGAUUCGCAAGAAGAAGUACUAUGGCGCCCUCAAAUCGCUGGAGGACCUCCAAAACGAAUACCUAGUGCCCAUCAUCCAGAACAAGUAUGCCACCCAGUACCGGCUGGCCGAUCUGAUCCAAAAGUCUAUCCCCGCGUCACGGAAAACGAUCUCGGAGGCUGUCAUGACCGAUCUGAACACAUGGCUGUAUCGCAUUCGUGAGACCUCGCAGUUUCUUGGCGAGGUUGCUUUCUUUGGCACAAGGCAGCGGCUGGACCGCCAGCGGGAACGUGCUGAACAAAACCCGUACUUGGGCCACUUCAAGCUGAACUCUGCCAUCGAGCUGGUUUUCGACGAGAGUGAUGAGUUUGAUGUCCUCGAUAACGAAGAAGUCCAGGUUGACUUUACACCACUACAUGAAGCGCUUCAUAUCCACGAGGCGCUAGGUCAAAUUGACAAAUUCCGUGCCGAGUAUGGGGCCACUCGACGUCAGCAAAAGGAUUUGCUGAUGCCGAGUUCUGUGAAUCUUUCAUCCGAUGAGGAAGACAACUCACUUCGUGAUCUGCUGGAGCAAAUCACCGGGUUCGCCGUAAUUGAAAAAGCAACGAUACAGCGUGCUCCGCAACUGCGAUCCACAGUCGAGGUUGACGAGCUGUGGGAUUCCAUGUGCCAGACUGCCAUCCGCCUCAUUUCAAGAUCGCUAACAGACGUGGAUAAUGCUGAACUGCUUUUGAAAAUCAAGGGAGAUAUUGCGCUAUUUAUCCAGACCAUGGAGAGCUGGAAUUACUCUGUCUCCAUGUUGAACAACUUCCAACUAACCCUCUUCUACAAAUACGCUGAACUGCUUAAGCGUAGAUUCAGCGAUGACUUUCAAGAGAUCGUCUCAACCGACGAUUACAUGCCUAUGCAAAUCAACAACACCGAGGAAUACGAAAAGGUCGUCAAAGUCAGUUGGUAUACUGAAGAGAAAGCUCCAGAAGAGCUCACGUUCCCCUGCGUCCUCCCCUUUUCACAGAUGUACCCUCUCUGCUGCAUUGAUAUCAGGAAUUUCCUGAAUCAGUUUUACUUUUUCUCUAAUGAUCAUUUCCAACAUCCCAACAUUGUCGAUGAGACGCUCAGAAAGUCACUGGAUGAGCUCUUGACGGAGAAGGUCUGCCGCACUCUCGUGGAACGUCUCAACUCCCAAUAUCUAGGCCAGAUCGUUCAGAUCUUGAUCAACCUGGAACACUUCGAAGAGGCUUGCCACCAGCUGGAACAGGAGCUAAUUCGCGCGCGAUCAUCAACAUCCGCAGGUGGCCCUGUCUCUCUCAAAUCAACUGAGGAGUUUAGGAGCAACAAGAAGACAGCCGAGAAGCGCAUAUUCGAACUUGUCAACUCCAAAAUCGACGACCUUGUCGACACUUCCGACUACAACUGGAUGACACCGUCAAAGCCCACUGAACCUAGUAAUUACAUGCAGACCUUGACGAGGUAUCUGGAGAACAUAAUGGGUUCCACCCUCCUCGGUCUGCCCCGGGAGAUCAAGGAGCUCAUCUAUUUCGAUGCGCUCAGCCACGCCGCCAACAAGAUCCUUGCUCUACCCCUGUCUCCAGACGUCAAGAAGAUCAACGCCAACGCUGUUGCCGCCAUGGCUAUGGACGUGCAACAUCUUUCUGCCUUCGUCGCCAAGCUUGAAAACGCCCCCAUGCUGGAGCAGAAUCUGGACGAGCUUCAGCAGACAAUCGCGCUCAUGCAGUCGGACAAUCACGAAGAGUUCUUUGACAUUUCCACGAGGAACAAGAAGUAUGGCCGUGUGGAUGCCAUGAAUGGACCGAUAUUAUUGGAAAAACUCACUCUGGGAAUCGAGAGCACAACCACGAGCCGAGCCGCUGCGCCGCUCGCUAACUUCGGAUCGCGCUUCGGUUUGCGUUGA
Sordaria macrospora k-hell is the source of this 2376-nucleotide messenger RNA. The record is from RefSeq and is a predicted model, not a curated record. NCBI's taxonomy places the organism in Eukaryota, Fungi, Ascomycota, Sordariomycetes, Sordariales, Sordariaceae.